Messenger RNA from Salvelinus namaycush (lake trout), 2273 nucleotides. RefSeq lists its product as uncharacterized. The transcript is spliced from 4 exons. The record is from RefSeq and is a predicted model, not a curated record. Bases 570 to 1064 code for a protein of 164 amino acids. Lineage: Eukaryota; Metazoa; Chordata; Actinopteri; Salmoniformes; Salmonidae. Gene Ontology annotation, molecular function: hexosyltransferase activity. Gene Ontology annotation, biological process: dolichol-linked oligosaccharide biosynthetic process.
AUGGAAACACAUUUAACUUUGUAUUUUUAUUCGGUACAUAAAACUUAAGCGAAAAAGUAAAUUUUGUGUCCACUAUAUCAUCAACCAAACGUAUUUGUUUCCGAUAAAAAAUCAGUGCAUGUAUGUUUUUUAUUUAUUUAACCUUUGCCUAGUUAAAAGGUUAAAUAAAACAUCAUAAAUGCACUGAUGUUUAUCGGCAACAAAUCCGUUUGGUGGAAACAUCACUAGUGGGAAAUGCGCAUAAUUUCUUUAUGCGGAUGUUAGAAUAGUCGCAAGAAAAUCUGUCACCAAUUAAAUGGAAACCUACCUAAUGGAGGCAUUUUCAAAAUGGUCAUAGACAAACUACUGUUUCUUCAUUAGAUCAAUAGCGCCACACUUAUUUUUAUGAAAAAAAUGUCUAGACUGCAAGUUCAUGUCCAAACCUGUAGGUGGCAGAGUGAUGUAUUCUUUAGCGGAAAUGCCAAGGAAAUGAAAGAAAAACUUGACGUCAGGCUACUGAAAUUUGUAAACAAACACAUGGGACAUCUUUAGUACAAGUACUGCAAAUUACAUUUGAUACAUGAGCAACCAUGAAGAGGGUAUUUGUAACCGUAGGAACAACAAGCUUUGAUGACCUAAUCGAACGCGUUACUUCCCCUGAAGCUGUUCAAGAGUUGAAAUCCCGCGGCUAUCAACAUUUGGUCCUGCAGGUUGGACAAGGCUCCAUUCUCCCAGAUCCAGACAGCUGUCACGAGCUCACGUUAGAGGCCUACCGAUUCAAGGAUUCCAUUGCUGAAAAUAUCAAUUGUGCCGACCUGGUUAUCAGCCAUGCUGGGGCAGGUAGUUGUCUGGAGACCCUUGGUGCAGACAAGCCACUGCUAGUUGUGGUCAAUGACAAACUUAUGGACAAUCACCAGCUAGAGCUGGCCAGACAGCUACACCAAGACUCACACCUACUGUACUGCACCCCCAGCACUCUUACUGAGACCCUGAAGACAAUGGACCUUGCUGUUCUUUCACCCUUCUUACCCGGACAACCAAAGCAUUUUGCCAAUUUCCUGGACAGGGCCCUUGGUGUUCAAUGAUUCCAAUGGAGGGCAGUCUCUGAGGUCAACUCAGUGUUCUGUUAUGGACUCUCGAGAUGUUUUGCGCUCUUCUUCAUGUGGCUUUCCAGCAGACUAGACGCUGUGUUGCGUACUGCCUUUCACAGGUCGGAGUGUGGAAUGCAAAUUGUGGUCACAAAAACAAAAAAGGUGAAUGGCAUAAUCUUAAAUUGCACCACCAUUUAACCCAGCACCUAUACACUAUCACCAAAAACCAACCACCCCAUCCCACUACGUUGGCCCUAAACAAUCCUACACCAUGCUGUCGGUCUGGGAGGAUGGAACCCCUUCUCUCAAAACUUCCUGUAGUUCUUCUGCACUAAAAUCUCUCACCCAAAAAUAUUUCUCUGCUGCUGCAACGACCACAUAUAUCUUCUGUGAUUUUUGCUCCAUCAGCGCAGUACAGUUGAUCACCAUGGCUAUGAUGUUUGCUCCCUGAAACUCCUCAUCUUUGCGAUGAACUGGAAGUGGGGUUGGCCAGAGGGUAGCCUGGGCCUCGCGUGCCUGGCUUCUAGUUUUUCCUAUCAGUAUGCAGAGCUAAUACCAACUCAGGCAAUUGCCUGGGGCCUUACAUCAUCAUCAUUUUGUUUAAUAAUGCGCUAUUAAGCAAUUGUGACCAUCUCUGUUUAUGACAAACACUGCGGAUUCUGUUUUCUCCCUGCGAAUUUGGCUCUAGCUUUUGAGCAGCGGGCUCCCGAGUGGCGCAGCGGUCUAAGGCACUGCAUCACAGUGCUAGAGGCGUCACAAUAGACACUGGUUCGAUCCCGGGCUGUAUCACAACCGGCCGUGAUCAGGAGUCCCAUAGGGCGGUGCACAAUUGGCCCAGUGUCGUCCUGGUUAGGGUUUGGCCGGUGUAGGCCAAAUUGUAAAUACAUUGUAAAAAUAAUUUGUUCUUAACUGACUUGCCUAGUUAAAUAAAGGUAAAAAUAUAAUAUUAAAAAAAAAACUUAUGACCCCAUUCCUGAAGCUAAGAAAUACUUUGUUUCCCUCUACGACACUCACAAGCUCUUCAGGACACACAUUUUUUUUCUACAUACCUGAUGAUCUUCUCUUAUGUUUUCCCGAACUUUCCAAUUUCUGAUACAAUUCUCACUUUUUGAUGCAAAUGAAAAUUGUUACAUCUUUCCCAUAUUCAAGUAAUUUAACAUAUUUUCUUAUUCGCUUUAUGAACAUAAACUGCAACCAAGUUUC